AUGGGGUACGAUGACAUAUAUGACAUGGGGAAAAAUGACACAAUAUUCGAGCUGUAUCAGCUUACCCCGCCUUAUUUGUUUAUUCCAGAAACAAUGCCUAGAGUCUACAAGCGAAAAACGGAAAGGGGUGGCAAGCCUCUUGAUGUACUCCAAAGAGCUGAGACAGCCUUCAGAGUAAGCGGGAAACUCCGAGAGACUGCCAGAGACUUUGAUAUAGACCCUAAUACUUUGAGAAGGUAUAUCAUCAAAGUUAAAGAGAAUCCCGGCAGGGUUGUGGAAACUGGGUAUACACGUUUGUCCCAGGAAAGGUGCAUCUUAAACCCGGAUAUGGAAAGUGACCUAGCAACUCAUAUUAAGGACUUGGCAGAUCAGUUUCAUGGCCUUAGUAUUGAGAAAUGUCGCGAGUUAGCUUUUGAAUAUUCAAAGCGAAAUGCUGUUCAGAUACCUGCCAAUUGGGAAAAAGACAAAAAAGCUGGUAAGGACUGGUUCAUGGCCUUCCGGAAGAGACAUAAUCUUGCCAAUAGAGCAGCGGAGGCUACGUCCCUGGCUCGCGCCACAGCGUUUAAUCGUCACACAGUGGGCAAAUUCUAUGAUAACCUGGCUGCCGUUAUGGACAAACAUAUGUUCCAGCCGCAAGAUAUAUAUAAUCUUGAUGAAACCGGUUGUACAACGGUACAGAAUCCUGGCAAAGUUGUCGCAUCUAAGGGUAAGAAGCAAGUUGGUUCGGUCACAAGCGCGGAACGUGGCGAAUUGGUCACUCUGGAGUAUGCUAUUAGUGCGGCUGGUAAUAUUGUACCGCCUAUGUUUGUCUUCCCUCGAGUGAAUUUCCGAGACCAUUUCUUGAACGGCGCUCCGCCUGGUGCCAUUGGAUCAGCAGCUAGGUCUGGCUGGAUGAAUGAAGAGCUGUAUCUGGAGUAUUUGAGACACUUCAUUAAUCAUACACGUUGUUCUAAAGAUCGCCCAGUCUUGUUGAUUCUUGAUAAUGUGGAAUCUCAUAUUUCUCUUGAGGCCAUCGACUUAGGUCGCGAAAACGGGGUUGUCAUGCUAACUUUACCUCCCCACACCUCACACCGUCUCCAACCACUAGACUGCUCCGUCUAUGGACCAUUUAAGACUGCAUAUAAUGUCGCAAUGGACAGCUGGAUUCGUAGCAACCCUGGGAAAACGGUAACAAUCUAUGACAUUCCAUCCAUUGUUGCGGAAGCUCAAAUCAACGCCAUGACUCACAGAAAUAUUCUUUCCGGUUUUCGUUCUACGGGAAUAUAUCCGUUCAACAGAACGCUUUUCACAGACAAUGAUUUUGCCUCUGCAUCAGUGACGGAUCGCCCAGAACCAAUGGCUGCUGCGGAAGAACUGGUAGAUGUAACACCUCCGACAAUUCACCCUGAAGACCAUUUUGAGCAGCCACUCACACAGGAGCCAAAUAAUGCUAUUGAAUCUAUGGCUUCCACGUCUUCUUCUGGUCUCCAAGAUACAGAAUCCCUAGUCGCUUCACCUGAACACAUGGAUCUAGGGGAUAGAUAUGUCUCUCCAGCUGCAAUCAUACCAUUUCCGAAAGCGCCAGCACGGAAAACAAAAGGCGGAAGAAAGAAAGGCUCCACUAAAAUAUUAACAAGCACGCCAAUUAGAAAUGAGAUAGCAGAAUCAAAGAAAGAGAAACGAAAACAGGAAACAGUCGAAAAAUCUACGAAAAAGCAGUUGUUUGAACAGAAAAGGAGAAAUUUUGAAAUGGACGACGAUGAGUCAAGUUCCACCAGUUAUGAAGAAAUGGAACUUUGCGACACAGAUGAGGACCUGGAAUCCGAUGACGAACUGAUGGAAGGGGACUUUGUUGUGGUAAAAUUACAAGGCAGUAAGGGACAACCAAUGCACUAUAUUGCUAGAGUAGAUGUUAUAGAUGACAAUGAGCUCGAGGGAGUCUUCCUUAAGAAAGUUAGUAGUCAUCCUAACAGGGUAGGGAAACCAGCUUUUGUGAUUGAUCUAGAUGAUGAAGCAUCAUUUCCGAGAGAAGAUUGUGUCAAAAAGUUGCCAACACCAACCAGUCUAACGGGUAGCUUACGCAAAUCAAACCAGCUGGUGUUUCCUUGUGAUUUGAGUAAAUGGGAACUGAAAUGCUAA
Messenger RNA from Liolophura sinensis, 2118 nucleotides. RefSeq lists its product as uncharacterized. Gene Ontology annotation, cellular component: nucleus. The coding region runs from base 1 to 2118 and encodes 705 amino acids. The record is from RefSeq and is a predicted model, not a curated record. The transcript has a single exon. Gene Ontology annotation, molecular function: DNA binding. Lineage: Eukaryota; Metazoa; Mollusca; Polyplacophora; Chitonida; Chitonidae.